Messenger RNA from Stylophora pistillata, 2079 nucleotides. RefSeq lists its product as uncharacterized. Gene Ontology annotation, cellular component: nucleus. Gene Ontology annotation, molecular function: DNA-binding transcription factor activity, RNA polymerase II-specific; RNA polymerase II cis-regulatory region sequence-specific DNA binding. Gene Ontology annotation, biological process: regulation of transcription by RNA polymerase II; immune system process. The record is from RefSeq and is a predicted model, not a curated record. NCBI's taxonomy places the organism in Eukaryota, Metazoa, Cnidaria, Anthozoa, Scleractinia, Pocilloporidae.
GACUUAAACUGAAACGCAAGCUCCAUAGAGUGCAGAAGUCGCUUCCAUUUGAAGGAAAGUCGUAAGAUUUUUUCACAACAUAGUCGCAAUUCCUUUACUCUGGACAUUAUUUCAGAGUAAUUUAAUUCAUGAUGCCAGCGGAAAGACUCCGGCUUCGCGCAUGGAUUGAAAAACAAGCAGAUAGCGGAAAGCUACCGGGUCUUGAGUGGGAGGAUCGAGAGAAAGGAAUCUUUAAAGUAUCGUGGAAGCAUGCUUCAAGGCAAUGCUGGUCCUACCCUAAAGAUGCCUGCGUCUUCGAAGGUUGGGCCAUCCACAGUGGUCGCUACAGAAAAGGAUACGACAGACCUGAUCCACGGCGUUGGAAAGCGAACUUUCGAUGUGCUCUGAACGCCCUCCCGGAUAUCGUCGAACUUCCAAAUCAAGGAAUUGCACGAGGUCAAGACGCUUAUAAAGUCUAUCAGAUAUCGAAGAAAACAGCCAAGAAAGACGUGCAUAAUAAACGACCGAACAAGGCGCCAACCGCAUGUGCUUCAACCAGCACUGCUUCAACUCCAAACGCGACACCUGCGACGAGAGAACACUCCGCCACAAAGAGAGCGGCUAGGGCUGACCCUGGUCCAAUAAGGAACAGGCAGAGUACGGGGGAAACACCAAGGAAAGCUCCGUAUUACCAUUUGUCGGGUGCCAAACCCUUCAAUGGCUUUGGGUUUUGGCCAACGUUUCACGCCUGGCCACCACAUUUGCUGGAUCACGAUUACAUGAGCCCAUGGUUCGAUCCAAGGCCUGAGAUGAAAGACAUUGGCGUUAUGACUCAAUCAGGUAUAAAACAGGAACCUUUGUCUCCAGAUGAUGCGAUGAUGCCGUCUUGCUCACGAGACCUUAAUGAAUUGGAGGAGGGUUCCACAGAUGGUGCUAAAGUAAUUGUGAAGGAAGAAGACGAAGUUCCCAGUGAUCAAGAAAUCAUUGAUUUGGUGGACCAAAUGUCUGACCAGAGUGGAUCUUCACUUGACGAAUUGGAAGGAAUGGAGGGAUCUAAUGAUCCCGAAGAAGAAUUUGCAGAGGAAUCUUCUUCUCCAAAGGAGCGUCCUCCAUUGCGGCUGGUCUUGAAGUCCGAGGCCUCAUCAAAUUAUGGAAACGAAUACACUUCCGCCCUUCCUUUGACACCAGACUCCACUCGGGAGAUUUUGAGUGUCAUUAACAGAUCGUAGGACUUAAAAGAACUCUUUUCGAGAAUUAAGUUAGUUCAGUAAGCUUCAAUAAGCAAAGGGAAUGGAUUUUCUCAAGGGAUAUACGAGGGAAACGUAAAUGAUCGUAAGAGGACACUUUAUGAUUGGCAUAAGUGACCAUCCUCGCUAGUUGACGCUGGCCUAAAGGCGGCGAACGCAGUGACUGCCAAGACUUCCACCCUCGAAGGUUCUGUGUCCUUUUUGCUCAGAUUCAACUGUUCCCCAUAUUCAUAGAUUAUUUGAUACCGUAGGAAUCCGUAAAGAGAUGUAUUUUAAUUAGGUUAACUUGAAUGGUCGAUGGAUUAGCAACCGUUUGGGAAUUUUCACCUCUCAUUCGUAUAUUAUUCUCAAUGGCAAGCCAGAUUUUCUAGAACGAUCAUUACUAUAGAAAAAUUAGUUCAGAGGUCCCCUUUAAUCACCCACUGACAUUUCACCCCAAUGAGUGCAUGCUUUGCAUGGUCCUGGCACAAAUCAGUUCAGUUCUUGGAUCCAGAGUCAGGCAGCCAUCACCCUUAUUUGAAACUAUUCGUUUGUUGUGUUAUUCAGUCAUGUUGUUUGUGAAGAAACUUUUGAUUUCUUGUUGGAUCAAAGUGAUUCGAUAAUUAUUAAUUCUGGGUGUGAGAUAAAUUGUAAUAUGUAAUGAUUGAAACUCGGCCAUCAUUCAUCAUCCAUGUUAUCCAACCUUAACAGAAUGAUCAGUGUCAAGUUUCAUUAUCACCUUGUCUCAAAGCGUUCAAAUGCGAUGAACCAAGGCUUAACCUUUUUAGUCUAAAGUUAGUUUCGGAACUGUAAACUUUAAGCUCCAUGGGAUUGUAAUUCAUACAAAAUAAACGCAUUGCGUCCACUGCACGAA